This is a messenger RNA of Ceratina calcarata, 1552 nucleotides long. RefSeq names its product protein asteroid-like. Lineage: Eukaryota; Metazoa; Arthropoda; Insecta; Hymenoptera; Apidae. The record is from RefSeq and is a predicted model, not a curated record.
AAACUUAUUUUAUAUAUCUGAUUUGAAAUAUACAAGUUCCAAAUUUAAAAUGGGAAUUCCUGGACUAACUGUAUACAUAAAUAAUCAUUCUGACCGUUACUUGCGGUAUUAUGAAUUACAUAAUACAUAUUUAGUGAUUGACGGUAACAACGUAGGUUGUCAAAUAUAUCAUUCGCAAAAGGCAUAUCGUAAUUGUGCAUUCGGCGGCAAUUAUGAUGGAUAUGUACACGACGUGUCAAUCUUUUUCGACGAUCUGUUAAAAUGUGGCAUAACACCGUUGGUUUUGAUUGACGGUGGUACCGAGGACAAAGAAUUAAGAACAGUCAUAAAGAGGACCAAAGAGAAAAUCCGGAAAGUUUCGACUUAUUCUCCGUAUCAGAGAUUUCUGCCCGUAUUACAAGGAGAAGUUUUCAGAGAUGUGAUGAGAGAAAAGAACAUUCGACAGGUACAGUGUCUAUUUGAAGCAGAUAAUGAUAUAGCUGCAAUAGCAAGAAUGCUCGAGUGUCCUGUACUCAGUGGAGAUGCGGAUUUUUAUCCAUUUCACACAUUGAAUGUUGGUACAGUUAUGCGUUCAGGUGGAAGAUAUGUAAAACAAUGUAAAAUUUAUAAAGUCGAAUAUUUACUAAGUUCAUUUAGAGGGCUGCAGGAAUCAAUGUUACUAUUGGCAGCAAUCUUGUUCGGUAACGAUUAUGUCGAACGUGGAACGUUCAAAAACUUCUUUCGUCAUUUGAAAUUGAAGACGGCAUCAGGGGGAAAGUGCGUGAAAGAACGUUGCAUCGAGGCAAUUUUUUCAUGGCUAAGCAAGUUCACCUUGGACGAAGCAGUUGCCAACAUCUUAACAAGAAUACGAAAACCUUCGCGACGAAGCGUAUUGAAUUUAAUAGAAGAGAAUAUAAGUUAUACGAAUGCAUUAGCUGAAAUACUUGUACCAUUAGGAUUUCCAGGAGAUUACCUCGCUCGUAGAGAUACGCGUCGCUUGAACAGGAGUUUUAAAUUUAACGGCGACAUUGAUACUUUGAUCUACAUGGGAGAAGUUUGUAAAGGAGAAGAGGAGGUGAGCAAGAAGGACGACAACGGUGAGAUAAAACUAAUGAACACAAUUAAUGAGACCGAAUCGUUGUCGCGAAAUGAAGCCAUUAGUAAAUUGCCUAAAUGGUUUGUAAACGAACAUCUUUUGGCCAAAUAUCCUCCGUAUUUCAUGAACAUGAUAGUUCGUAGAUUGUAUUUUUGUCCAAUACAAAUUGAAAAUAUCAAUUAUUCUUCGAGUAAUGUGAUAACUUUAAAGAUCAUUAGCGUUAUUUUUGGACUUUUAAAAUCAGCAAUAAAUGACAAAGUACGUUACAUGAGAUACAUAAUCAGAGAUCAAAGGAGAAUUGUAUUACGUGAAUUAGAAGGCACAGAGACACUAGAUUGUUGUAAACUUCCAUCUCUAUCCAAACUUAGGGAAAUUCCAUCAAGUUCACGCAAAGAGAUCUUGAAUAAAACUUUAGGGAUUAGCGAUGCAGAUGGUAUAAAUGAACUUCCGCCAAACUGGAUAUUAUAUUUUGGAUAA